AUGAAAGCCCUCGUGGUUGUGCAGUGCUUCCCACCGCUGCUGAAGAAUGCAGGCGGGGUCUCCAAGCGCUACUUUACAUUGUGUCGAGCAUUGAUCGAUGGCUUGGGCUGGCAGGUGACCCUCAUGACGCCUGUGGACUGCACCAGGAGUAGCGAGAAAGACAUCAAAAGAUGGAUUGCAGAAGGCAAGCUGGUCCAUCUGCCAGCUCGUGGGGUCCGUGUUCGCUCCUCCACCGACGGUGUCGCGGUCUUCCUCGAUCUCUUCUCCUAUGCCAAUGCUGCAGCGCUGCUGAGGGAAACUAUGGUUCGUGGAGGCUACGACUGUUUGUUUCUGGAUGAUGUUCCUUGGCGCCUGGAGCUGCUUCUGCUCACGCGGGCCCUGGGCAUUCCAACAGUCGUCUCAUCUCACACGGACAUCACUCACAUGAAGGCCUACAAGGGCGUCGUGAAACUGGUGUGGAAGAUUCACAUGCUGAGCACGAGGCUGGCAAGCGUUCAUGCGACGGUGUCCAGGGUUUUCGGGGCCCAGAUGGGCAAGACGUAUGGAAUCCCCAUCAGUGCGAUCUGGCCUCCGAUCUUGUGGUCAGAGGAGUUCAAAGCAGAACCGGCAGAGUGGGCGGACCAGGCGCAGACCUUGCGCUCUGAGUGGCUGGAGAAACUGCGUGCACAGGGCUGCCAAGAACCUCGAGCAAUCCUUCUGUCAGCCGGGAGAUGGUCCGCGGAAAAGCGAAUCCAUUUGCUGUGGGAAGCAUUGCCGAAGGACUGCGCCUUGGUGAUUGUCGGCGAUGGAACUUCCGGAUAUUGCCAGACUGUCAUGAAUGCCCCGGCUUCAGGUCGGCCAAAUGUUCUACCCUUGCGGAAGAUGUUGAAUGGCAAGGACUUGCGUGCUGCAUACGCGGCCAGCGACCUGUUCGUGUCAGCUUCCAAUUUUGAAACGCUGGGCAACACCGUCAUCGAGGCACUCUGCUCGGGGACGCCGUGUGCCUUACAGCCAGCCCAAGGACACCUUGAGUUUGUUCGGGAUGGAGAGAACUCCUGGCUUGUAGACUUCGACGAUGCUGAUGAAGCGCGUGCGAAGCUGCAACGUAUUGUGCAUCGUGGCUUGGACGCUGUAUCUCUCCAGAAGGCCAUCCCCGACUUUGAGAAGAUGGGUCGCAAGCUGCGGACGAGCAAUUUCGCGCGUGACUUCGACGAGUGUGUAUUGCAAAAAGCAUUGGCCGAAGGAAACCGCGUACGAAGCUUGCUCGGGUGGUUGCUGGAGAUUUGCGAGAGAAGUCUGGCCAUGAUUCUGUGCGUCCUGCUUUUCUUUUUCUUGAGAACCUUUACGAGGAUUGCAUUCAUCACUUCAGCAGACCCACAGUUCGAGGUUUUGGGGCAGCUCGGUGGGGCAGUCGAUGACGGCCGAGGAAAAUCUGUGUGGACCUUCCCGUGCAUGAGGAUUUUUUCGUCAUGUGAAGCCCGGGACCCUGCUGCGGCGAGCGCGGCAGAGGAGGGCACGGACUACGAGUCUCAUUUCAGGCCAGCACGACGGCGCCCAGCAGAGGCACUCGAGGUGUUCGAACCGGGAGUUGGCGGCUCCAUGCCAAGUGCCGAAGCCACAGCGCGCUUUGUUGGCUUUGGUGGUUAUUUUGACUUAUGA
Symbiodinium sp. CCMP2456 is the source of this 1638-nucleotide messenger RNA. The record is from the annotation of a GenBank genome assembly. Lineage: Eukaryota; Dinophyceae; Suessiales; Symbiodiniaceae.